AUGGAGGACAGAGGUCGCAUUCCCGUUGGACCCCCAAUCACAAAACCUCUUCCCUCAUACUGGCAGGACCCCAAGUCCCCUCUAGCUAAUGUCGUAGAGCCUGAAGUAGACAAAGCAACACAGCUUUAUGACUAUGCCAUCAUUGGCUCCGGCAUAUCCGGGACAAUGAUCGCUUAUGAUCUUUUCAAAAAGGACCCAGGCUCGCGUAUCGUCAUGUUUGAGGCGCGAGAAAUAUGUAGUGGGGCGACAGGUCGCAACGGGGGUCACACGAAGGCGGCAAGCUAUCGCACCUACACACAGCAUGUUCAAGAACUUGGGAAAGACGAGGCGCUUCGGAUCGCAAGACUGGAGUAUGCGAAUAUUGUGGAGACACAUCAGCUGGCGAAUGACCUAGACCUUGCUUGCGAGAGCCAAAUCUGCAACACUGUCGACUUGAUAUAUGACACUACGACCUUUGAAGUCGGCAAAACUGCCAUACAGGCGUUGGGAUCGGAUGCUACUAAAGAAGAGGGAAACGAAGGGGAAAUGGCAUGGUACGAGAUUUACGACAAAGAUGAAGCACUGCAGCAAAACUUCCACGUCGAGGCGCAAAACCAAAAUCCUGCAAAUACAGAGAAGGAACAACUAGCUGGAGCCUUCAAAUACACAGCCGGUAGAAUACACGCCUACCGCUUCACGACUGGUGUUCUGAAAGAGUGCGUCAAGAAAGGUCUGCAGUUAUGCGCAAACAGUCCCGUCCACGACAUCCUGCCCUCCAAGCAGACUGCCAUGUGGGACGUCUUCACACAAUUCAACAGCGUCACUGCGCGAAACGUCAUCCUAGCCACAAACGGCUACACACCUUACGUGCUCAAAUCUGUGCAAGGCGCCAUCGUCCCGUUGCGAGGCCAGAUCACGGUGCAGAAGCCCGGUACGGCGUCGAAACUGCAAUGUACGCUACCAACCACGUACUCGUUCAUCUACCGGAACGGCUACGAGUACAUGAUCCCACGACCGCUGCCCGAUGGAAGUCAACAUAUCGUUAUAGGCGGGGGGCUGGGCCGUCUUCCCGAUGCAGGCGCGACGGAGUUUGGAACCGUGGACGACGGGUCUCUUAAUCCCAAGAUCUCUACGUAUCUGAACGGUACUUUGACGGGGUACUUUGGUUCUGACAACUGGGGUGAGACGUGCAAGGAGGACGAGGAGAAGCGCGUCGUGCAGGAGUGGACGGGCAUCAUGGGUGCGACGGCGGAUGGGCGGCCGUUCGUGGGUGAGGUGCCGGGUAAGAAGGGGAUGUGGGUAUCAGCUGGGUUCAAUGGACAUGGAAUGGUGCUGUGUUUGAAGGCUGCCGAGGCGCUUGUUGAGAUGGUACGUGAUGGCGUGAAGCCGGACUGGUUUCCAGAGAGCUUCUUGAUCACGCCUGAGAGGCUGGAGCAGUGCAAGUUUCGGGGGCGGAUGGAUAUGCAG
Molecule: messenger RNA, 1446 nt
Organism: Dothidotthia symphoricarpi CBS 119687
Lineage: Eukaryota; Fungi; Ascomycota; Dothideomycetes; Pleosporales; Dothidotthiaceae
Product: FAD dependent oxidoreductase-like protein
Exons: 1
Cellular component (GO): cytoplasm
Molecular function (GO): oxidoreductase activity
Source: RefSeq, a predicted model, not a curated record